Onychomys torridus (southern grasshopper mouse) is the source of this 1502-nucleotide messenger RNA. It is a transcript of the gene Nphs2, whose product is annotated as NPHS2 stomatin family member, podocin. Gene Ontology annotation, cellular component: plasma membrane. The record is from RefSeq and is a predicted model, not a curated record. Lineage: Eukaryota; Metazoa; Chordata; Mammalia; Rodentia; Cricetidae. Bases 1 to 1152 code for a protein of 383 amino acids. The transcript is spliced from 8 exons.
AUGGACAGCAGGGCGCGGAGCUCUUCCAGAGAGGCCCAGGGGCGAGGUGGCAGGUCCUCUUCCAGGGAGGACAAGAAGGCGAAGGCCGGGAGGGGCAGCGGAGGCCGCACGCGCCCGGAGGCUGGGUCAGAGCGGCGGAGCUCCGGGCGAACCCGGACCCGGGGAGAGCCCCGAGCCCCCGCCGCCACCGUGGUGGACGUGGACGAGGUUCGGGGCUCCGGUGAGGAGGGCACCGAAGUGGUGGCGCUGCUGGAGAGCGAGCGACCCGAGGAAGGUAUCAAGUCCUCUGGGUUAGGGGCCUGUGAGUGGCUGCUUGUCCUCUCCUCCCUGCUCUUCAUCAUCAUAACUUUCCCUUUCUCCAUCUGGUUCUGCAUAAAGGUUGUACAAGAGUAUGAAAGAGUAAUCAUAUUCCGACUGGGACAUCUGCUCCCUGGAAGAGCCAAAGGCCCUGGCCUGUUCUUUUUUUUGCCAUGCCUGGACACCUACCACAAGGUCGACCUCCGUCUCCAGACCUUGGAGAUACCUUUCCAUGAGGUGGUAACCAAAGAUAUGUUUAUAAUGGAGAUAGACGCCAUCUGCUACUACCGCAUGGAAAAUGCCUCUCUUCUCCUAAGCAGUCUUGGUCAUGUGUCCAAAGCCAUCCAGUUCCUGGUGCAAACCACCAUGAAGCGCCUCUUGGCACACCGAUCCCUCACUGAAAUUCUCCUGGAAAGGAAGAGCAUUGCCCAAGAUAUGAAGGUUGCCUUGGACUCAGUGACCUGUAUUUGGGGCAUCAAAGUGGAGAGAACUGAAAUUAAGGAUGUGAGGCUGCCAGCCGGGCUUCAGCACUCUCUGGCUGUGGAGGCUGAGGCACAGAGACAGGCCAAAGUGCGGAUGAUCGCGGCCGAAGGGGAAAAGGCUGCUUCCGAGUCCCUGAGGAUGGCAGCUGAGAUCCUGUCGGGCACCCCGGCCGCUGUUCAGCUUCGAUACCUGCACACACUGCAGUCCUUGUCCAACGAGAAGCCGUCCACUGUGCUUUUACCUUUACCGUUUGACAUGCUGAACCUUCUGUCUCCUCCCAGCACCAGAGCGCAGGGAAGCAUCAACUACCCACACUCCUCCAAACCUGUCGAACCACUAAACCCCAAAAAGAAGGACUCUCCCAUGUUAUAGGGGUGGAUGGACAGAAAGCAAUGUGAGUCUGCCAUAUAAAACUCCAUCCCCGAUGAGGCAUUCAGUCGUCCUGCCCGUGUUGGGUGCCAAAUAGAAGGCCUUUUGGAUGUGUGAUGUCGCAAGAUGGCCACAUGCAUGAGAACACAGUGAAAUGCCAGUGGCAGAGAAGGCAUCUAACUAUAUCAUAGUAAUUACAGGAAAGAGAUUUAGAAUUUUGAAUCUGUAUGUGGUUCGAUUUUGAUUUCUGAAGACUUAGUUCAGAUAUCUCCUACUGUGUAUUACCUGGCUCCCUUAGCAAGGUCUUUGCAGAUCCCACAGCCUUUGCUAUGAGCACCUGUCAAUGUGCUUAU